CCCGCAGCUCCCGCUUUCCACAACACUCGCCAUCUCGCCAUCUAUCCCUAUGCAGUCUCCCGCUAUUCUGCCUUCCUUCGCGCCCGAAUCGUGGAUCGUUUUAUUCGUGGCCCUUGGGCUGUUCUGCGAGUUAUUGAUCGGCCCAUGCCGAGCUCCGAGUCUCCUCACGGACAUCUGGACCCGGCUCAUAGCAUCAGAGUCUCAACCGAGAAUAGACAUUGCGGUUCCUGAAUACGCCACCCGGCAUCGCUUGAGCGAAGAGCAGCGUGCAGCCACCCGCACCCUGGCUGCUGCGCGGAAAAAGCUUGCUGAAAGCAUUGAAAAGAUGGAGCCGCCACUGCCUGUCGGCGUCCGCGUGCGUGAAUGCGAAGUCGCGGCUGUCCUCGCCCCACGAUCACAUCUCUUCGAGGAAGAUUGGGAGGUGCCGGCCGUGUUCUCGCCUGCUGCGCGUAGGGUGGGCGCCUCCCGCUUUCAACAGACCACCGACGCUGCUUCGAGUCUACCCGAAAAAGGGAUGGUGCACAGGCUGAUUUCCCCGCAAAAAUCUUCGUCGUCCCGAUUAGACACAACACCGAUCCCGACAAGACAUAUUCUGAACGGCACACCAGACGCUUCGGAGUUCAGAACGACACCCGGCCCCUCGGCAUCCGCCGCCGCCGAUUUCAGCAAUAUCUCGUCUCGACAACUCGCCGCAUCGCCGCCCGCGUUCAGCCACAUCGCUCGUACUACUCCUCUUCCCGUGCCGAUCGACAGAAGCAAGGUAUCAGGGGGCAUCAGCAUGAAAGUCGCCCAGCGGAUCCGCGAGGAGAGUUCCAAGGAGGAUAAGGAGAACUUCCAGUUCAGAAUCGUAAAUCGCAGUUGAAGUGCUUUGAGUCCGAUACCCUGUGCGAACGAUUCCCGGAUAGAUCCAAAGUUGUGAAGACGGUUAUAUCGUUGAAUAGAGGAUUGUCAUUGCGUCAUCACAUCAAAGAGCAGGGUUGAACACCCACGUGAUCAAGAUUGAACCGUGAGACUAUAUCACGGCGUCUUGCAUGCUGGUUGAACAGGAGUCUACAGGAAUCAAAUCUGAGUAGAAUCUAGCACCUACUGAUUGGGACGCCCCAGUAAAAUUGAAACCAAAUUGAAUGCAUGAAAGGCGGCCCACACAGCCGCUGACCGAGAAGACCGGACUGGACUAACGGACCGCCCAUGAGCACCCGUUUUGAUCGAUAGGAGUGCACCGCCAGAUCGGCAACGGGCGCCGCUGUUUUGCCACAAACGGACCAUUCACCGCUCGUUUCACCAGAUUGAAUGCAAGGGUAUUUAACGCACGUCUCGAGUUCCACACCCAACACAUUCAUCUUCUUCCCCGUCCCCAUACACGAUGUUCUCUGCGUCUCUCAUUCUCUCUGCUAUCAUUCUCUCUGCUGUCAGCGCCAUCCUGGCCUCUCCUUCGCCGUCUGGACCAGAGCUGAUCAGCUCUCUGAAAAUCGCGGCGACUGCUGUAGACCGUGUUGCACUGCUCCCGGAUGACUCGCAGGUUAGCUCCAGAGCCGGUGUCCUCCCAAUUUCAGUGGCGGACGACUUACCACACUGCUCAGUUUGUAUUCGACUUUUUUGAUCCCAGUCUAAAAGCAGCCAAGGGAGCGGGCGGGGAAGUCGUGCUCGCGAACAGCGCGAGCUUCCCCGCUGUCGUCGGCAACGGCGCGGCCAUGGCGGUUGGGAUUCUGGACGCAUGCUCGAUGAACACGCCGCACACGCACCCGCGCGCGGCGGAGGUGCUGUUUAGCGUCAACCAGACGAUCCGCUCCGGCAUGAUCACGGAGAACGGCGCGCGAUUCGUGCUGAAUGAGAUUCCGCCCGGGAGCAUGACCGUGUUUCCCCAGGGAUCGGUGCACUUCCAGGUCAACGACGGAUGCGGUGAGUGCAGGAGAAUAUUUUUUCUAGUCUCCGCGACUUACGGGUUAUGGGCAGAGCCUGCCUUCUUUGUCUCUGGGCUCAAUAGCGAGGAUCCCGGAGCGUUGCAGGUUGCUCAGCGGCGUAUGUAAUCUGCUCUUCCAUGCUCUGGUCAUUCAUUGAAACAUCUUUGCGCGACCAGUGUUCGGUCUAUCCCCAGACGUCGUCGCAGCAACUCUGGGCGACAUCGGUGUCAAAGAAGUCGAGAAGCUCAACUACCUCAUCCCAGACAGUGUCGCCAUCGCCACAGAUGAAUGCCUUAAACGCUGCCAUCUCCAACGCCCUUCCCAAACGA
Molecule: messenger RNA, 2230 nt
Organism: Mycena citricolor
Lineage: Eukaryota; Fungi; Basidiomycota; Agaricomycetes; Agaricales; Mycenaceae
Source: the annotation of a GenBank genome assembly